GGCGCCGGGCUCCCUUUGCGCGGCUCCAUGGCUGGGCGCAGCCGGCCUUCCUCCGCGGGCGCAGCCUCCUUCGGCCGCCGGCAGCCUUGGACGGGCCCCGCUGUUGGAUCUUCCAUGGCACCUGAGGAGGAAGAGGCCAACCCCUUCUCUUUCAAGGAAUUUGUGCGGAGCAAGAACCAGUAUUUGGCAGCCCCUGUCCUGGAGGAAGCAAAGGGGCUGAGCAGCAUUGCCCUGGCCUCCUCAGGGUCAAGCACCGGCAGCCCCAAGGAUUCCUCAAGGUUCUCACUCCUCCUGGACGACAGCCCCUCGUCCCCUGGGUCUUUGGAUGUGGCCUUCCACAAGCCAUUUCCCCCGGACCCAAUGGCAACUAACUCCUUGCUGGAAGAUGAAGACGAGGACAGCGAAUGGAGCAGCACCUACCAGCCAUCAGCUGUUGAAGAGGCCCACCUGGGCAGGGUGUCCAGCCCCUCCUUGGACAGCACCCCAGACUCUUUCUGCUGUGAUCCCUCUGACCUGUCUGAGCUCCAGAGGUUUACUCCGUGGAAACUGGAGGCCAAGGAGGAUCAGAGCUUGCCUGUGGAUGGAGCUGCUGGGGGGGACAGCUUUUAUCUGCCUCCUUGCCAGCUGACUUACGAAGAAUUAAAAGAAGAAAAUUCUAAGUUUAGGAGUAAGAUCAGCCAUCUUCAAGCAGUUUCUGAGAGUCAGGCAGAAAGAAUCAAGCAGCUGGAAAGGACCUUGGCGGAGAGUCGGCAGAAAGAGGAGAAGGAGACCCGGGACUUGGAGGCCAUGGUGCAGCAAGUGGAGGAGAACCUGGAGCGGAUGGCGAAACGGGCCAUGAAGGCCGAAACCAGCACUGUGAAGCUGAAGCAGCACAACAGCCUCCUCCAGGUUCAGGUGGAGAACUACAGGUUAGAAAAUGAAGCCUUGAAAUCUAGCCACUCUGCUAACCUGGCCAUAGUGCAGCAAAAUGCCAAGGCUGCCUUGCAGAAUCUCCUCGCCGUCAUCACAAAGUCCCAACCAUCCAUCAGGCAGCUGCUCUCUGGCGCGAAAGAGCUGCAAAUGGUGGCUGAACUGCUGAAGUCACUGGACAAAAUCUCUGAGAUACCACAAGGUUCUUCCUAAACAUUGUGGCACAGGACCUAAGGAGUGAAGCAAAGGCUUAAUUGGAAAUUGGAGCUUGAAAGGGGGGUGGAAGAAGCCCUUUUCCUGCCCAGGGGCUACGGAACCUUGUGAAGGAUCAUCAUCGGUGGUCAGUUCUGGAUGGGGGCAAAGCCACCUGUGGGCCCACACACCUGUGCCCAACACCUCCAGAUGCUUUUGAUGCUGAGACACAUCUUCUUCCUCACUGGUCUCUGCCAUCACUCUCCAGCUCCUCACUUGGGUCCACCUCCUGGCUUCUCUCUCAUACCUUUGCAUUUGCUUUGCUUGUCUCAGCCACCCAGGGCUGAAUUGCUCUUGCCUCCCCCCCCCCCCGUGGGCUUCUCUUGUGACUGCACUGUGCUUGCCUCCCCCCCCCCCCCCCCCUGAAUGCAUCCUUAUGUGUUGCUGGCUUCUAGUUAGAGAUGACUGCUCGGUGAAGAUCCAGCAUGAAAACACUAAAACCAUUUAGAAAUUCUGUACAGGCGACUCGCCGUUUACAUGGGGGUAACAUUCUGGUCCCCUGCGUGCAUAAGUGAAAUGUGCAAAAAAAAAUGGGGGGGGCGCACCCUGCUGCGCCUUCAGCUUUUGAGGAGCUCUUUCCCGGACCCUAAAGAGGACACCCUCUGGGCUCCAGGGAGUCUCUUUGUGGGCUGGAGGUGCAGUGGGGUUUUGCAGAGGCUCUUCAGGUCUCUCUGCCCCAUUUUGGGUUUUUGGUGCUGCGCAUAUGCAUUGUUGUGCAUUAAUUGAACACACUUAAAUGGUGGGGGGGGGGAGAUUGGGAUUCCUGUAUUAUGAAAAUAACAGCUUGCAGCAUUAAAAGAAAAUUGUUCCUGGCAGAAAGAGAGGCAAAGAUAGAGAUAUGCUGCUUGUAAGCAAUAGCUCAAAACAUGACAAUUACAUAAUCUGUUAAAAUUGCAGGGGUUUAAAGGGCCUGGAAGAAUUUUAGAAGAUAUAUUUAUGUGGAAGAUGCAGGGAAAGUGUCAGGCUGUUAACCUUUUUCUUUAAAGGAGCAAUGCAAGGGGGUUUCAUUAUCAUCUUUUUAUAUAGCAGAAGUUUGGGAUUUAACAAACGCUUCUUGAAUGUGUAAUUCUGAAGCUUUCCUCCUAUCCCUCUAGGAUUUAAAAUAGCAUUAUUUUCAAAAUAAAAUCAAUUUCUAACUGCAGUGCACUUUUUUCCUGUUUGGUUUUGCUAUAAUCACACACACCCUUUUACAUCUUUCAGUUAGUAGGCAGGGUGUAUAUCAGGCAUCCCCAAAC
Molecule: messenger RNA, 2396 nt
Organism: Zootoca vivipara (common lizard)
Lineage: Eukaryota; Metazoa; Chordata; Lepidosauria; Squamata; Lacertidae
Product: endosome-associated-trafficking regulator 1
Biological process (GO): positive regulation of protein localization to cilium; regulation of cytokinesis; positive regulation of cilium assembly
Cellular component (GO): early endosome; centrosome; recycling endosome
Source: RefSeq, a predicted model, not a curated record